Cuscuta campestris is the source of this 787-nucleotide messenger RNA. NCBI's taxonomy places the organism in Eukaryota, Viridiplantae, Streptophyta, Magnoliopsida, Solanales, Convolvulaceae. The record is from the annotation of a GenBank genome assembly.
CAACAACAACAACCUUAACACCAAUGAGGGGGCAUUUCUCGGUUUAAUGGGACUGUCAAUGCCCCCUUCUUCCAUGCAUUCGCAGUCGUCGCCGAUGAUGAUGUCACUCUCUCUGUCGCCGGCCCCUUGUUACCCCCCGGCCAACUCGGCGGCGUCCAUGUUCCUCUACGACGACACCCGGGCGGCCCACCACUUCACGCCGCCCCCGCCGCCAGCGGCACUGUCUGCAACCGCUUUGCUCCAGAAGGCGGCGGAGGUGGGGUCGAAAGCGUCCACCACUUUUCUCCAGGGCCUUGGGUUAACAAUGUCUUCAGUUGGAGAAGAAUAUUCUUGUGAUCCAAUUCCAGAUAAGAAGCCGUUGACUCUGGAUUUUCUCGGACUGGGAGGGAACCAGACAUCGUCGUCCUCGGCGGACCGAUAUCCUGUGCUGCUGGGUUCUAUGAAUAAUGGGAGGGGGCGGCGGGAUCACUUCGGCAUUGAUGCUUCGUCGUCUUCGUUUUCUGGGUUUUUGGGCGGCCAUUCUUGGGAUGACACUUCUGAUCAAAAGCCUGCAGCUGGGUUUCUUUAGUAGUUUUUUUUUUUUUUUUAAAGAAGAGAUUCUGGGUAGGGAGAAUGUUUCACAGUUGGGCUUAAAUUUGCCGGCUGGAGAGCUUUGAUUGUUCUUUUUUUUUUGUUUUUUAAUUAUAAUUUCAGACAUGGACAUGCAUGUAUUUAAUUGAUUCUGUAUAUAUUUGUUCAUAGGAGGAGAGAGAUUCAUCAUUAUGAUUAAUUAAUGCAAAAUGUUCAG